CUCUUCCGGGUUAUUCAUCCUUUGUUCUCUGUUCGUCAGCAGCCCAGAAGCGGGAGUGUUGAUAAAGCUGUAAGAGAGCUGCAGCAGCAGCAGUUGAUGAACUCUGGAAAGAAGUCCAGCAGCUUGAGGAACAUCUGGUCAAAGAAACUGGAGGGAAGCAGGAGCUCAAACAGCGGCAGGACGCAGCAGAGGAAGAGACACCAGAUGAUGGAUGAUGUUUUCCAGCCCAGAUUAGUGCUGGGAGCAGAUGUUAAAGAAGAGGCUCCUGAAGAACAGAGUCCUGAUGUGGAUCAGCAGGAGCCAGAGCCCCUCCAGAUAAAGGAGGAACAGGAGGAACUCUGGACCAGUCAGGAAGGAGAGCAGCUCACUGUGAAGGAGGAGACUGAUACCAGGUUUCCAUUAACUGCAGCUCCUAUCAAGAAUGUUAAAGAAGAGGCUCCUGAAGAACAGAGUCCUGAUGUGGAUCAGCAGGAGCCAGAGCUCCUCCAGAUAAAGGAGGAACAGGAGGAACUCUGGACCAGUCAGGAAGGAGAGCAGCUCACUGUGAAGGAGGAGACUGAUACCAGGUUUCCAUUAACUGCAGCUCCUAUCAAGAAUGUUAAAGAAGAGGCUCCUGAAGAACAGAGUCCUGAUAUGGACCAGCAGGAGCUGGAGCUCCUCCACAUAAAGGAGGAAAAUGAAACAAUCUGGGCCAGCCAAGAUGGAGAACAACUGAAUGUGGAGAAGGAGACUGAUUAUACCAGGUUUCCAUUAACUGUUGUUAAUAUGAAGAGUGAAGAGGAUGAAGAAAAACCUCUGUUCUCUCAGCUUCAUCAACAUCAAACAGAAGACAGAGAUCUUCCAAGCAGCAUCUCAGCUGACCAAAUAAAAGCAGAAAUUAAAGUAGAGGACUGUGGGACACCAGAAUCCAACAGGAACCCAGAUCUAAAUACUGAUGGAGGCUCUUCCAACUAUUCAGAAACUGAAGAGAAUGAUGUGAACCACCAUCAAUCUGAGCUUAAAAAUUUGUCAGACUCUGAAACUGAAGACAGUGAGGAUGAUUGGAAGGAGAGCAGGACUCCAGGAUCAGGCAGAAACACUGUCAACAAAUCUUUGAGCUGCUCUGAAUGUGGAGGAAAAUUUGCUAAUAGACGCUCUCUUCAGAGUCACAUGACAUGUCAUCCAAGAUUAACGUCUUCAGAUUGUUCUGGUAGUGAGACGUGUUUCAGAGAGAAGAAAAUAAUGGAUUCACUGACUAAAGUCCAGACGAGUUGUAAAAAUUUUAACUGUGGUGAGUGUGGUAAACGUUUUAACAGGAAACAUGAUUUAAAAAGACACACGACAGUCCACACAGGAGACAAACCCUUUAAUUGUGAUGCUUCUCAGAAAAGCCUUUGCCAAAAAUCAACUUUGAACCAGCACAUAAAAACCCACACAGGAGACAAACCCUUUGGUUGUGAUGUUUGUGGAAAAAGGUUUGCCUACAAGUCAGUUUUAAGGAGCCACGUGAGAAUCCACACAGGAGACAAACCCUUUGGUUGUGAUUCAUGUGGAAAGAGAUUUAAACAAAAGUCACAUUUAAACAUACACAAAAGAAUCCACACAGAAGUCAAACCCUUUGGUUGUGAUGCAUGUGGAAAGAGAUUUAAACAAAAGUCACUUUUGAACAGACACAUGAAUAUCCACACAGAAGUCAAACCCUUUGGUUGUGAUGUUUGUGGAAAAAGAUUUGCCUACAAGUCAGUUUUAAGAACCCAUGUGAGAAUCCACACAGGAGAGAAUCCCUUUAGUUGUGAUGCAUGUGGAAAAAGAUUUGCCUGGAAGUCAGAUUUAAACAUUCACAUGAGAAUCCACACAGGAGACAAACCCUUUAGUUGUGAUGUUUGUGGAAAAAGAUUUGCCUGGAAGUCAGUUUUAAAAAAACACGUGAGAAUCCACACAGGCGACAAACCCUUUGGUUGUGAUGUUUGUGGAAAAACAUUUGCCAGGAAGUCAAAUUUAGUCGAACACAUGAGAAUCCACACAGGAGACAAACCCUUUGGUUGUGAUGUUUGUGGAAAAACAUUUGCCUGGAAGUCCAAUUUAGACGUACACAUGAGAAGCCACACAGGCGGGCGAAGCCCUUUGGUUGAGAUGCUUGUGUAAUAAGAUUAUACAAAAAGUCAAAUUUAAACCCACACAUCAUCAUAGAGAUCAGUUUCAUUCUAGAAAUCUAUGUUUGUUAUGGAUCCAAUUUAGAUUGUAUAUAUUAUUGUUUGAUAUAUUGUCUCCUCUGGCUGCUCAUCUCUCUCACAUUGUUGUGCCCCAGCUUGGGAUGAAACGUGGACUUAGACCUUUCUUCGCUUCUGCUCAUCAGAAUGGUCCACAUAAGAGGUGGUGUCUGGGCAAAGAAAAUUAGUUCAGGAUAAAACAACCUAAAUAUUGUUAAUUUUAUGGUGUUUAGAUUUUGACAGACUUUAUUUGAAUGAUAUGCUUUAAACACUGGUGAUUCAGUAAUGGGAUUUUGUUCCAUUUUAUCUUUGUUUUUCUUUAAUCUCCUUGAACUAACCUGCUAAACAUUUGUUCGAAUUUUGCUUAAAACCUGCUAAAGGCUGUCUCUGCUAGCAGCUAACAUGCUAAUACCUCUGCUAAUACUACACAGUAGACAGCUUUGUUUGCAACAGAGCUUGUUUCAUUCACUCCUUACUUGUUAGAUAACGUGCCGUCAGAGCUUGUAUACAACAAUAAAUACUAUUAAUACAAAUAUUAACCUAUGGGUUAAACUUAUACGACUGUUGGAUAAUGUAUUUUCUUUGUGUUAGGAUUCGGUUACCCAGAUGUGGUAUAAUAAUAUAUUAUUAUAAUGAUAUUUAUUGCCUGGUUCACACGGCAGGAUUUUCAAAUUGUCCCCAUAAAUGACGAUUAAAAAAAUGGAGGGAUAACGGGUUCGGUUUUCACAGCAAGCACAACACACAACACACGAACAGAUUUCACUUACAAAUAUUCAGGUUUCAUAUUGGAAAUUUCACAAACCCUCUUGAGAUCAAACGUGAGUUCAGAGUAAUUCCUUUCCGUGUUUCUCUCACCUCGCUUUCUGAUUGGCUACACGUCACAUUCAGCAGGCUGAGUGCUCGUAUGUCCUCAGGGAAUACCCCACAGAGUAGGAAGUCUGGGAAAGACGAUCCAACAUGUUGAAUGUCUCUGAUUUGAAUCGGAGCAGUCCUGACGUCCUUCCAAGCAGACUAGAUCACUCUUAACCCACCACACACAGCAAGAUUAUCUCAUAAGAUUAUCUUAAUAGCUAACACGAUGAGCGGGCAUGUCGGAAGAUCGGGGUGAAAAUAGGGAUAAAAUCCUGCCGCGUGAACCAGGAUUUGCAUUGUGACUGGUUGUUUGAACAUAUACCAAUUGUUGUCCUUAAUUACUUUUAAAACUAAUUUGACCUCAUUUCCAGAUUCCUCAAAAUAAAUCUUGGUUCUUAACCAUUAAUAUCAACACUGAACUGUGACAUCAUUGCAUCAAUUGUAUUGGUCCCCUUUUAUCUUUUAUGUGUAUAUAGUUUCAUUAGUUUCUGUAUUCCUUCAUGUUGCUUGGUAGUUUUAGUUUAAUGGUUCUAGUCUAGUAUUUUGUUAAUUGAAAUAUUUUAACUUGGAGUUUAAUUGUUUUUGUUGAUAAAUUCUUAAAUUUUGAGGAGACGUUUUUGCGAAUUUAUUCCAUAUGUGUGCAGAGUUUGUUGUUCAGUAAUGCCAGUACUCGAAUCACUCUUUCAUCUAUUUUUCUAACAUCACUGCCAUAUUCAGCUGGUUAUCACAGGACAAUACUUGAUAGACUGAAUGUUUCUUUUAUUAAAUAACUUAAACAUAUUAUUGCACAAAAUCUUUUUUGUUUGCCAUGCAGUCAUAUCAGUUUAAAAGAAACAUUCAAAUUUUCUGUUAACUUUAACUGUAAUAAUUUGUAUAUUGGUUUACAGCCAUCUGUGACAAAACAAGGAAUAAUGCUUCAUUCAGCGUAAUAUUUUAUCGGGUUCUAAUCCAACCAGGAGCUGUCUUUUCUCUUCUUUUGUCUCAGAAGCAACAAAACACUGAACUCCACUUUGACAAACCUUACAAAACUGUUAAAGUUGCACCUCUACAUGGAGUUUGUAUUAAGUUUAUAAAAGUCACAAAUGGCAGAUGCGGCAACCUUUGAUUUCAUGGUAGGAAGACUUCACUCCCACAUUCACCUGCUGAAGAAGACCUCUGCUGCAGUGGGAGGAGUUACCGCUCAGCAUCGAUGGUUCUGUUUUGGUGUCUGCAGAAACAAACAUGCUAAUGAAGUCAUAUCCCACUGGUUUUAUGUUCUUCACACUGGCUCCCAGCAGGUAUUAGGGUUAGUUUUAAAUAAUUUUUGCUCCCCUUCAGAGCUUUAAAUGGCCAGGCUCCAGAUUGUCUGUGUGAUAUUGUAACCAAACUGCUGCUCAGAAUCUGUUGGUUGGUCCUCAUCCCAGGCUAAAAGCUAAGAGGAACAACCAGCCAGUGGAUCCAAAGCUUGGUGAUAGUUUGAGACUGUGUUUUACUAACUCUAAUGAUAUUUUUGGAAACUAGUUAAAAACCAUUCUGGUUUAUCGGGGUUUUAUGUCAUGAUAUCAUUGUAAAUGUUUUUAUUUGUUGUAUAGUGAUCCUUAAUUUGAUUUUACCUGUGUGGUACAGCUCUCUGUGUCUCUCUAGAAACUGGUCCCAACGUGGACCGCCAACAUCUUACUUUUACUCUACCUGUAUCAUUGAUGACAAAGCUCUGUCAUGAAGUCGUACCUGCCAUUGACUUUAUGUUGAUUAGUAGCUGAAAAUAUGCGCUACAUUAUUUUUCGACUUUUUGGUCCUAUUUUUACUUAAAUCAUGGUUGUGUUAUGUUUUUCUUGGCAAAUUAAUCUUAAUUUAAAUGGAAUUGUUUUUAUCUUUCCUGACUCCUAUAUGAUUUAGUUUAGUUUUACUGCAGUAUCUUUGUGUUAAUGUCUUGGUUCUAAAAGGACCUAUAAGACCAAGGUCAAAUUUCCAAAGAGAUAUUCCCAGCAGAUCAUUGCGUCGUUCCCUCUGCUUUCAGCACCAGCCUGGAAUGUGAGCAGCUCUGAUACCUGCUGCGUUCAGAAGCUAGAGAGGAGAUAGCAGAACACCAGAUAACUUCUCCACAGACGGGGAGCGUUGGAGAUGACCAUUUAGGCUGAGGCUGUUGACAUCAUCAUGAACAAUACAUCAAAAACUGAUUCACCUCAUUUUCUUUUGUCUUGACUGUUUGGAUUAUUGUGCUUUAUCUUGUCUAGAGUUUGUAUCUAUGUAUGUUUCUUUUUUGACUUUUUCCUAUUUUUUCCAAAUGUUUCCAAAGAUAAAAUCGAAUGAAAAGAAAGAUUUUUCUUAACAUGACACCACAAGAAGCAACUUUUAGUCUUAGGAAUCUUUGUGAAUACCAUCCCAGAAACCUUUCAGUCUAUUGUGUGAUCCUGCUUUUGCCACUGUCCAUGGUCCUGCAGUUCAAGUGUUUUUGAAUAAAAAGUCCAGUAACUUCA
This is a messenger RNA of Girardinichthys multiradiatus, 5497 nucleotides long. RefSeq names its product zinc finger protein 25-like. The transcript is spliced from 4 exons. Lineage: Eukaryota; Metazoa; Chordata; Actinopteri; Cyprinodontiformes; Goodeidae. The coding region runs from base 97 to 2124 and encodes 675 amino acids. Gene Ontology annotation, cellular component: nucleus. The record is from RefSeq and is a predicted model, not a curated record.